AUGGUAGCAGCGCUGUCGGUGCUGUUCUCACCUUUGCAAGUCAGGCACAGCACCCUCGGAAUGUGCCUCUCCGAAUCGUGCCUUCGCUACAUCAACAAGCUCGAAUCUUCCAUGGAUCUGGAGUUGGACCCGUGCCAAGACUUCCACGCCUACGUGUGCUCCCACUGGAAGCCUGUGGCCGGUGGGCGUUCCUUCCUAGAAGACGCCGUGUUGGACUUUCAGGGCAAAAUUGCAGCACAAGUGAUGGCUAUCACGGCACCCAAAAAGAACCAAAACAACUUGCAGAAAGGCGCAUCGUUCUACCAGAGCUGCGUUAUUAAGACGGACCAUGGUAUACACUACUUGAAGGAUUUUCUCAACAUGACAGGCUUAACCUGGCCGGCCGUCGAUGUGGGCCACGAUCCCUUCCGUGUCCUCUUAGAUCUGUCUUUCGAAUGGCGGUGCCCGGUGUUUUUCUACGCCUAUGUGUCUUCCGGCAAAGCUGACAAUUACCGACUUCACUUGAUGGACAUGUUUAUGGGAAUAGACUUCAGUGCAUUUGUGACUGAACACCGCUCCAGAGGCGGCAACGUUCGUCACGUUUGCCGCCUCUACGAAGUACUAGCAGAUGUUCCCGAUGGCACUGAAGUCAAAAAUCAGCAUGCAAGUUUGUGCCAUGGUAUAGCUCAGCUUCAGUCGUAUCUUAUAGACCGCUUGGACGUUCAUGAAGCACUUGGCUCCGCCUCUUACUCCAAUGUCGACGACUUCGCUUUGAACACUACGCCAGCUAUUUCUGGGGAAGAGUGGGUGCGUGGAAUUGCCCUUAAUUCGCUCCGAGGAACAUCCUUCUCUAGCCGAACGCCAGUCGACGUCAAAAAUCCUGAAUACCUGAUGGCUUUGACGACGAUUCUAACGGACACACCGAGAGAAAAUGUGCUUCUCUUUAUCGGUUUAACUGCAAUCCAGGCCAUCGGGCGCUUUGUAAGCCGUCAACUAGCGGAAAUAAUUUAUCCUGAUGAAUGGUCCGUCGCUCAGCAGCGCCACUACACUGUCUGCUGCCACAUGACCGAUGCCGCCAUUUCGGGAGCUUUGAGUAGCUCAGUUACUCCCUACCUGUUCAACGACCGUCGAUUACGGAAGAUGGAAGAGGUGGCCAGAAUAGUAGUAGGAUCAUCCCACCAGUUAUUGAGACAGUCGGCUUGGCUAGGACCCAAAUCAAAACAGGUCGUGAUCACAAAGAUAGCCCGCGCUGCGCUUCUCUUGGGUGAUCAGGAAAUAGAUUCGGAGGCCACAGAAAACACCCCUCUUGAAGACAUGACAGAUUUCUUAUUGCACAAUGUCAAGAGCCUGCCGAGCGACUAUUGGGCCCGGGUCUUCAGGCGCUUGAAGUCAACCACCAUCUGGACCAAUCCUUGGCACCAGGCUAACGGCUCGUACGCGCCUUCAACACUUUUCAUUCCGGACGUUUAUAUGCUCGAGGGGGUUUUUCCAGACGGUGCGUACGAAAGCGUGUACUACGCUUCCGUAGGAUCUUUGAUAGCCCGGCAGGUAUCCGCCACAUACGACCUCAAGGGACGAACCAUCGACGGCGAUGGCAAGGAACGGCCUUGGCUUUCACUAGAAGAACAACUCAGGCAAGAUCGACUAAUCGAGUGUCUCGUGAAGGCGUUCGAGCAUCACUACAAUGGUACGGAAGUGACGUCAGACGAAACGAAGUCCGCGCUCUACGUAGCCUGGGAGAGCCUCUCUCCAUUACUUACUGCGCUCCAGUUCAGUCCAGGCUAUCCGGACUACAGCGCCGGCUUCCGGAACUCUUAG
Molecule: messenger RNA, 1797 nt
Organism: Dermacentor silvarum
Lineage: Eukaryota; Metazoa; Arthropoda; Arachnida; Ixodida; Ixodidae
Product: endothelin-converting enzyme 2-like
Exons: 3
Coding region: 1-1797 (598 amino acids)
Biological process (GO): protein processing
Cellular component (GO): plasma membrane
Molecular function (GO): metalloendopeptidase activity
Source: RefSeq, a predicted model, not a curated record